Messenger RNA from Mobula hypostoma (lesser devil ray), 1908 nucleotides. It is a transcript of the gene ntmt1, whose product is annotated as N-terminal Xaa-Pro-Lys N-methyltransferase 1. The record is from RefSeq and is a predicted model, not a curated record. The transcript is spliced from 5 exons. NCBI's taxonomy places the organism in Eukaryota, Metazoa, Chordata, Chondrichthyes, Myliobatiformes, Myliobatidae. Gene Ontology annotation, cellular component: cytoplasm. The coding region runs from base 392 to 1063 and encodes 223 amino acids. Gene Ontology annotation, biological process: N-terminal protein amino acid methylation. Gene Ontology annotation, molecular function: N-terminal protein N-methyltransferase activity.
ACGGCGCUCCGGUCCGCGUGGAGCGGCUGUUAGCUCAGAGUGAAGGACUCGGGAGCCUGCGGCCUUCGGCGGCGCCUCGGCACUGGGUCUGGCGGGGCCGGCGGCGAGCUGUCGGUGCGAGAGCGUCGCGGGGUCCCGACUGUCAGAGGCUGGAAGCCAGAAGGUUCUGGAAGCAGCCGUGGAGCGGGCUGUCCAGGCCCUGAGGCAGUAAAUCAGCCCCUGGGGGCCGUAGACUCCAAUGUUGAUGACAUGGAUGUGGACCUGGAUAGGGAAUUCCUGAAGGACCUCAAGGAUCUGAAAGUGCUCAUCACUGACAAGGACCUGUUAGACCAACACAAAAGCCUUCUAGUUUUACAUCCAUUUUCACCUGAUUGAAUUUGAAGUCUGCAUUAUGACUGCUGAGGUCAUUGGCGAUGAGGACAGAUUCUACUCCAGAGCUGAGAAAUACUGGAAGAAUAUACCUCCAACAGUGGAUGGUAUGUUGGGAGGUUAUGGACACAUCUCUAGCAUUGACAUCAAUUCCUCCAAGAAAUUUCUGCAGCGGUUCAUUGGGGAAGGAACUGGAAAGGCAGGGUCAAACUGUGCGCUGGACUGCGGUGCUGGAAUUGGCAGAAUUACAAAGCGAUUGCUGCUACCCUUGUUUAAAGUUGUUGACAUGGUGGAUGUAACAGAGGGUUUCCUGGCCAAGGCCAAGACCCACCUGGGGGAAGAGGGCAGCCGCGUGGGCAACUACUUCUGCUGUGGCCUGCAAGACUUCAUCCCCCAACCCCAGCGAUACGAUGUCAUCUGGAUCCAGUGGGUGAUUGGGCACCUGACUGAUGACCACCUCAUCCAGUUCCUGAAAAGGUGUCAGAAAGGUCUUCGGCCAAAUGGAAUCAUCUGUGUGAAGGAUAACGUGAGCCAGGAGGGUGUGAUUGAGGACGAAGUGGACAGUAGUGUCUGCCGAGACUUGGACUCCCUGCACACCAUUGUGCAACUGGCAGGACUCCAGGUGUUGGCAGAGGAGAAGCAGGAUAACUUCCCUGAUGAAAUUUAUCAGGUGUACAGUCUGGCUUUGAGGUGAAGUGACCCUAUCCACGGGCGCAGGGAUGGGUUGGUGAAGGGGUACCGUAUCUCAGAGGAGGGAACUGAAAAAAAAAAUCAAGGUGGUACAGCUCUGGGGUUUUGGGUUUAAUUGAAAUAAAGCACAGUGAGGAUACAGCAAACUGAAUUUGACUUUAUUCCUGAAAGGCAGCCUCCACCAUCAUCCAAGUGAAUGAAUCUGAUGAUCAAUAAACUUGGAGCAAGUACUUAACUGCAGGAUGCUGAGUCGCAGCUUUGGAAGAUUAAUUACCUUAGCUAGAAUCUGAUUAGCUGCAGCUAAUGAAAGAUGAUGUUUUUUCAGAAUAGUUUCCAGAACUGAAAGAAUGAGUAUGUUUUAAAUAUUUGAAUUCAGUUUGGCACCUAGUAAGAGUGGGAAUCAGCAGGAAAACCUUGUCUGCUUUUUCUGAGGUUAGAACAGUCUACUCCAGGUCUAGAGCCUAUAAUUGGGCUUCUGCAUUUGCCCAUAUAACUGAGGCUAACCCUCAAAGUAAUUAAUUCUUUCUCACCUGCUCUCACUUACUCCUUUCAUUGCCCCUAACUGGCCCUUUUUUUUUGCCUUUUUCUGCCCUCUGCAUUUGACUGUGGUAUUUCAUGUUAGGAAAGGCAUACUAACCUCAUUCUGAGAUGCAAGAAACCACCUUUCAUUUUCAUAAAUGCAAUUCAUCAGAUCUCAUAAUUUAUGAAAUAAAUUAUUUUUGUGUGAACUGUGUGUAUUUUGUCAUUCAGAAGAGCUGUUUCUUUGAUACAGGGCUGUUAGUGACAGUAUUACAGGAAUCCUCCUUCAGUCACAUGUUUCAUUUUCUCCAAUACACAUCUUGUUUGUUU